This is a messenger RNA of Leptosomus discolor (cuckoo roller), 1122 nucleotides long. NCBI's taxonomy places the organism in Eukaryota, Metazoa, Chordata, Aves, Leptosomiformes, Leptosomidae. The record is from RefSeq and is a predicted model, not a curated record.
UGCGUAAGCAAGAGAUCAUUAAGAUAACAGAGCAGCUGAUAGAAGCCAUCAACAACGGAGACUUUGAGGCUUAUACAAAAAUCUGUGAUCCUGGCUUGACCUCAUUCGAACCUGAAGCACUGGGGAACCUGGUUGAAGGAAUGGAUUUCCAUAAGUUUUACUUCGAGAACUUACUGUCAAAGAACAGCAAGCCAAUACACACCACCAUCCUGAACCCCCACGUCCAUGUCAUUGGCGAAGAUGCUGCCUGCAUCGCAUACAUCCGCCUGACACAGUACAUCGAUGGCCAAGGCCGGCCCCGCACCACGCAGUCUGAAGAGACCCGCGUCUGGCACCGCCGAGAUGGCAAGUGGCUGAAUGUCCACUACCACUGCUCUGGAGCUCCUGCAGCACCUCUCCAGUGAGGAUCAAAUACGGCAACAUGUGGAGAUACUCAGCUGGAGGGCAAUAUCUCCUUAGCAAGCAGCUCUGGAGUGCCUGAGUGACAGCAACGGUCAUGUCUGUUUUGACGUUAAAAAAAAUAAAUACAAAUUACAAACAGGCAGCAGCCAAAUGCAUGAAACCCUGCAUGCAUCUGAUGCUCCGGGCGCUGCCUUUCUGUUGUUUUCCAUGGAUCCAUCGUGUCUGUUUCUGCUGUACGAAGGUGUUUUUAAAUCUAAAAAAAAAAAAGACAUGUUGUUUGUAUAAAAUAAUAAAAAACAGGAAUAAUGCUAAAUAAAUGACAGAUUAUCCAACAUGCCCCCUCCCCCAGGGCUAAGAAAAUGGCAGCAGCUGGAACAUCUUUCAGAAAUGAAGUGAGGGGGAAAGCAAAAGUGAAGGAGAGAGAAAGAGAGAGAGAGAGCAAAAAAGGAAGCGGCUUGAGCAGCGGAUGGUUGAACUGUGCUCCGCAAAGCCCUGGUGGAAGUUAACAUUACAUUCAGGCUGUGCUGUGACUUCAGUCGGUGAGAAGUGGCAAGGAGAUCCCAGAGGAGCCAGUGUGAAGACUGGGGUUCAAGAGAGAAGGAGGUGCUUCUCUUCCUGUUGCCUGGCAGACUGACUUCAGCCUGUUUCUUCUUCGAUUUCUGCACAGCAAGAACGCUAUGGAAAGCUGGUUGCUUGGCUGCUGGAUCCUAAAACAGACUU